Messenger RNA from Lactuca saligna, 2532 nucleotides. The record is from the annotation of a GenBank genome assembly. NCBI's taxonomy places the organism in Eukaryota, Viridiplantae, Streptophyta, Magnoliopsida, Asterales, Asteraceae.
AGGUACAUUACAAUGAAGCGGAAACGUGCACCUAAAAAGGACAAACUUGAAAUGCCAUUAGCAAAGAAGAGACUUCAAAAUAUUGAUGCUCUAAUGGCUGAAAAACAUGUGAUGAAUGAUGAACCUGAAAAGAUUACCUCAGUGCACAUGGAAACUGAAAAUCCAAGAACUAGUACUAGCACCACCAUGAGGGGUAGACAAACAGAUUUAGAGAUAGGAAAAACUGGUUAUGGGGGGAUGACAGGUUAUCCAAAAGCAUUGGGUGACAUCAUUGUAACUGUUUUAAAAGAGAUUUCCAAGGAAGCUGGUGGCUUAGCUAACCUUACAAAGAGCUUAGUUGAUAACUCAAUCAGCAAUGGACAGAUGGAGCAACCUCAUGCUGACAUGGAUCUUGAGGAAAAAGAAAGCCAACAUCAUCAAAAUCCAGAAUACAACCAGGAAGAAUUAAAUGCUGCUUUAACAGUGAUCAAAAAGACCAUGAAGUUGGAUGCUGCUGAUCCGUUUAACAGACCCGUGGAUCCUGUUGAACUUGGAAUUCCUGAUUACUUAGAUGUGAUCGAUACACCAAUGGAUUUUGGUACAAUAUGCAACAAUCUUGAAAAUGGCCUAAAGUACAUGAAUUCAGCAGAUGUGUUUAAAGAUGUACAAUAUAUUUGGUAUAAUUGUGUCAAAUAUAAUAAAAAAGGUGAUUAUAUUUUGGAGCUCAUGAAGCGCGUGAAGGCCCCCUUCAUGAAGUACUGGAAAGCAGCCGGAUUACAAACCGCACAAUCACCCCCUAUUAUUGAGUCAUCUAUCUUGAAAGAAAAAGACCACCCAUUGUCCCCACCUGCCAAUAAUGUCACCCUCCCACCUCAAAACAAGGCUGGCCCUAUCCAAGUAGCAGAAAUUGAUCCCAUUCCGAUCAACAUACAAACCAGUCAAAGUCAAAAUCAAAGUCAAAGUCAAGGUCAAAUCCAAAAUCAAACCCCACAGAACUGUACUCCACAAUCUUUAUCGGACCAGGAUGGUGAUCCCCAAUAUUGUAUUCCUGAUUCUAGAAGUAUUCAAAAGAAGCGCCAAUUUCAUGAUGAGUUAUCAAAUACAGCAAAAAGGAUAAAAAUCAUGACCAAUGAACUGAGCCAGCCUGUGGGGCCCGAGGCAUGCAAAUUAACAAGCUUUCUUGGAUUCAUAGCACGUGAUGGAAACUUGGCUCCUUUAACUUAUGCCACUUGGAUUAAAAUGCCAGAAGAGUACAAAGAAAACAUGUGGCAGAAAGUUCUGAAAAGGUAUGAUAUGGAGCCCAGUUGUCGAGGAUGGGUGCUGAUGUCACUGAGAACUAAAUGGAGAAACUUUAAGUCUCGCCUUAAGGCUACUCAUUAUGAUGUUCAUGAGACUGAUGAAGAGAGAAUUGCAGAUUGUGAUGAGAGGGUCCUUCCUGACCAAUGGUCAGCCCUUGUUUCACUCUGGAGCUCUGAAAAAUGGCAGAAUAUUUGUGCCACAAAUAAGGCCAAUCGUGCAAAGCUAAAAUUCAGCCACACCACAGGCAAAAAAAGCUUUGCCAGAUUACGUGAAGAGGAGAAGGCAAAAAGGCCCGAUGGCCAGGAACCCUCACAAGCAGAACUAUUUAUAUUAACACGUACACGUAAAAAUGGGAAACCUGUGAAUGAAGCAACAGCUGCAGUAAUUACACAACUUUGUGAAUCCACAACACAAAAUGAAGAGAAUAAAGUUGAAGAUGAUGUAUAUAAUCGAAUAAUGGGAGUGGAUACAAAAAGUGGUGGGUCCCUUAUUGGAUUAUAUGGGACCCCUCCUCCUCCUCCUCCUCCUCCUCCUCUUCCCUCACAUGUUGAGGCUUUGAAAAUGGUUGAAGAGAAGAAUGCAGAGGUUGUUGAAAUGAAGGAGAGACUUGCAUCAGUGGAACAAACAUGCUCACAGAUGGCUGCUCAAAUGUCUCAAAUGCUCUCAAUGAUGGCCACCAUGCAGAAGCCUUCUCUAGGAGGAAAUGUUCCUAAUGCUGUUGAUGUCAAUUUGGUUCCAGUGGAUGAUAAUACUCCAUGUGAGUUGGAAUCUCCAAACACUACAUCUAAUCAUGAAGUUCCUGUAAAAAAGAGUCGUGGAAGGCCAAAGAAAAGGUAGAGAAAUCAAAUCAGCAAGAUAGAUGAUUUCAAGGUUGGUGGAGAGGCUAGAUCAAUCCCAAUCACAUUGUGUCAUAAUCAUGAGCUAAUGGUACUAUGAUUUGAUAUCUUGUUACAAGAUAUCCUAGAUUAACUAACUUGUUAAGGAACAUGAAUUUGUGUUGAUCAUUGUAUGUAGUAGGAUUUUUUAAGAUAAAACUGUUGCCUUUAAGAGGCGAGGAGGCAAUAGGCUGUUUUUUUUCAGCAAUUUUGUUAUAGAAGAGUUUGGAUAUAUAAUAUAAAAAUGUCACAUCAUUGGAUAUUACAUAUGAAAAUAAAUCUAACAAACAUCGGUUACCCUAUAUGUAGAUUAAUAAAACUAAUAAAAUAAGGGAGAAGGGGGUACAAUUUCAAUAGAUAUGAGAGAAGAAUUUGUGAU